Ipomoea nil (Japanese morning glory) is the source of this 1846-nucleotide messenger RNA. RefSeq names its product serine/threonine-protein kinase-like protein At3g51990. Gene Ontology annotation, molecular function: protein kinase activity; ATP binding. The record is from RefSeq and is a predicted model, not a curated record. Gene Ontology annotation, biological process: protein phosphorylation. Gene Ontology annotation, cellular component: plasma membrane. Lineage: Eukaryota; Viridiplantae; Streptophyta; Magnoliopsida; Solanales; Convolvulaceae. Bases 168 to 1646 code for a protein of 492 amino acids. The transcript has a single exon.
GUCUUUCGUUAACUUUACCACCGCUACACUUCAAACCCUUCACCCACUUCUCCUUCUUCAGUUAUGGCCUCUGUCUUCUUUCUCUCUCUUCCUUCCCGUAAACACACUCACUCUUCUUUCUUUCUCUCUCUAUAUCUAUACAUUUUACUGUCUCGCGUUCUGCUUCCAUGGGUUUUCUUUCAUGCAACGCGGAGGCCGCGAUUGCCACCUGCGAUUCCUACAACUGGGAAUACUUGAAGAAGAAGAAGAAGAAGUCUAAGAAAUGUGAUCCCAGCAGACCCUUCGAGCUCAGGGAGUUCUCUUACUCUGAUCUUCACGCCGCCACCAAUGGCUUCUCCCAGGAAAAUCUGCUCGGAAAAGGCAGCCAUGGAUUUGUGUACAGAGCUCAUCUUCCUCAGGGACGGGGUAGCUUCGUCGCCGCCGUCAAGAUCACGAAACAGAGCGAAGCUUUCGCCGGCGGUUCGCCGGCGGAGAACGAGAUCGAACUGCUUUCGCGCGUGUACCACCCGCGGCUGGUGAAUUUGCUCGGCUACGGCCUGCAUUUGGAUCAGAAGAAGUUGUUGGUGGUGGAGUUUAUGCCGAACGGGUCGUUGUACGAGCUGCUUCAUUGCCCGAAACGGCCGCCGCGAAUCCCGGGAUUGUAUCUCCGGGUCCGGUUCGCGUUGCAGGUUGCGAAAGCGGUUCACUUUUGCCACUCGUCGAACCCGCCGGUUAUCCACCGGGAUAUAAAGUCGUCAAACGUGUUGAUCGACGGGAAGUUCAAUGCGCGGCUCGGGGAUUUCGGGCUAGCUUUGAUGGGCCACGUGGAGGACGUGGCGGCCAAGUGCACGCCGCCGGCGGGGACUCUCGGAUACCUCGAUCCCGGAUAUCUAGCGCCGGGCGAUCUCAGCACAAAAUCCGAUGUUUUCAGCUUCGGAAUACUGUUAAUGGAGAUCAUCAGCGGCCGGAAUGCCAUUGACAUGAACUACAGCCCGCCGUCCGUCGUGGACUGGGUGGUUCCGCUAGUGAAAUCCGGCGCCUACGCCGAGAUUCUCGAUCCGAGGAUCGAUACGCCGGAGGAUGACGGCAUAAUGUGUCAUCUCGCCGUGCUUUCCGCCCAGUGCGUCCGGAAAACCGCCACGAAGCGGCCGGCGAUGGCGGAAGUGGUGGACUCCCUGAAAGCGGUAUACAAGCGGGUAAAAUCCCCGAUUUGGAACACGAUACGGCGGCGCGUGGACUGCGUCCGCGAUUCAACGCGUGUGGCGGCCAGAUACGAGCCCUUGGACGACAGUAUGGAGGCGGUUAAGAUUUCCCGAGCCGGUAGCCGGCGGACGAGGAAAGUAUCCAGUGUAACGACAGUGGAAUCUGGAAGCAAUGUGAUUGGUGGAAAAAGUAUUCAUCAUGCGGUCAAGGCGAAAUCUAUCGGUUCCUUUGCGGAGAUUUGCUACGACCCGUUGGAUUCAAUCAGUAACCAGGUGGGGCCUGGGAUGGGUCCCAGGAGUGUAGGAUUGGGUACGAAGAUGCCCACAGUAAGAUUGAGUAAAUCGAGAUCAAUGGGAAUGAUGAACAGUACGGAUACGAGGGCAAAGAAUCCUAAUGGCAAUGAAUUGGAAAAGUCAAAAUUGUUAGUUGACCAAGUCAGAGUGACCCAAAAGGAAAUUUCUUGAUAGAUUGGGCCCUUCAUUGCAAUUUACUUUAAGGAAGUGGUUUUGGAUAUCGUGGCAUGCAUAAUGCAUGUCUUUAAUUCUUUAUUUUACUUUUUUUUUUUUUUGGGAAUAUUUUGGUUUGUUGUAGGGUUGUGCCUCACUUUACUGUAUCACUCAAUUGCAUACUCUUAAUUUAAAAGAAAAAAAAAAAUCAUUGUUUU